Messenger RNA from Centropristis striata (black sea bass), 2551 nucleotides. RefSeq names its product WAS/WASL-interacting protein family member 1. Gene Ontology annotation, biological process: intracellular signal transduction; B cell receptor signaling pathway; negative regulation of T cell activation. The record is from RefSeq and is a predicted model, not a curated record. Gene Ontology annotation, cellular component: membrane raft; plasma membrane. Lineage: Eukaryota; Metazoa; Chordata; Actinopteri; Perciformes; Serranidae. The coding region runs from base 532 to 2232 and encodes 566 amino acids. The transcript is spliced from 10 exons.
UGCUAACGUAAACACAGCACAGACAUACAUAUGGAGUCCCUUGUGUAGCUCUGUAUAGCUUUGGUUACUGAAAGCACAGACCGGAGCGGUUUCAGUCACAUGGUGCUGCCUAACCGAGAGCUGAUGGAGCCAGAUGAGAAAGGCAGGAGGCGAGCCCCGCCGGUUGCGCGUCAGCAUCCCCUCAAAUAGGAAUCCGCUGCUGUCACUUCUGCUCUACAUACUGAGAGACGGACGACCCGUAACCCUGAAACAACAAUCCAAAGGCGAAUUUCACUUGGCAUGCAGCUGCUUUUGCAUGUGAUGCCAAAGAAGAAGAGUCAGAGGAGGCUGUGAGGAGGCUGCAGCUUUGCAAAGAAUGAUAGUGAGGAUCAAGGCGCGCUGUCCCAGGAGAACUCAUCUGAAGAGCUGGCCGCGAGAGACCGGGAUGCUCCUCUAACGCACCGGGGGGCGAGUUUUCCUGAGCAGACGGUCUGUGUGGCAGAGUUUGAGCUCUUGUGGAAGUGAGUGAGUAAGCAAGAAGGAGUGGGUGUCAUGGAUGACAAUGAGGUCGCAAAUCCCGCGGAAUCUACCUACCAAAACUUGCUGCUCCUGGGAGCCAUCGCAGCGGCGUCCGCCUUCGUGGUCACCAUCCUUAUUGUCCUCGUCUGCGUUGGCUGCCAAAGAAAAAGCAAGAGCAAGCACCCCCCAGCCGGAGAGAAAGGGACAUCUGUAAAUAUGGGCACCCUUCGACACCCGAAACUGAACUCCAUGAGCAAAUCUGACACCAGGCUGCACGAGAUCAAUCGCUUUCCCUGCAAUGGAAACUCUGUUAGUAAGAGCCGUCCAGCCAGCAUGGACCUCCUGCUCCUCCACAGUCGGCGCUCCCAGACAGACCUGAGGCCCUCCCAUGGGCGCCAGCUACCCCAGAUCCCCACCAGUCCCCAGGGAUCCAGCCCAGGGGGAGGAGGGGAAACAGGAGGAGAUGGGGGAGGCGGAGGUGUUGGUGGUGGAGGUGGAGGAGGAGGAGGGGGAGGAGGAGGAGGAGGGGAGGCCAGAGACCACACCUAUACCGAGGUGGGCAUACGGAAUAACCCCACCCCCAUCCAAUGCCUGGACGAUGGCCUGUAUGAAAGCGUUGGCGUGCGGGAAGGUGACUCGGGCCCGAAGGUGCCCUCCGCCCCGCCGCCCACGUCCAACAACACGCCAGCUACAGUCAGAGCUGCACAAAGUCCUCCAGCUCAGGCCAACGGAGCACGCAAUGGGAACGGGCACAUGAAUGGUGGCAGAGGGAACGGCAGAGGGAACGGCACCAUUAACGGGCCGAUAGCAGGAAGAGGAAACGGGGCGAGUGUGGUCAACAGGUCCCCUCUGUCUUCUGUCAACUCCUUGGCCAUCCAAGAUCCAACCGCAGCAGAGUAUGCUUCCAUACGGAAGUUCAAAAAGGUCGACAAGACAAACAGGAAGGAAAAUAACGGGGCCGACAGCCAAUCAGACAGCCAGUCGAGUGUGAGUGAUUCACCCUCUACAGCUCCUCCUCCACUACAUCGCAGUCAGGAGUUUCCACGCAAAGGACUGGAGCCCUUUCACCUGCACUCCUUCCCAAAGGAGGCAGUGUUUAUGGGCAAUGGAGAGCAGUACAUAUGGAAGCCUCCAGAGGAAGAUGACAUCAUCACCUUGCACCCACCGCCACUCCGCGCUGAGAGCGUACAGGGGCACCCCUCGCCCCCAACCGCAAAGGAGAUUGCAGACACCUACUCCAUCGUGUGUAAAAACCAAAAGAAGAAACCCAUGGAAAACAACGGAUCAAAGACCCUCCCACGCUCCUUCGGUGGAGGCUCCCGGGGCCGUGGCCGAGGAGUUCAGGCGCAGGCCCGUUCCCAGGAGGAGCCCGGCUACGAGCCGGUAGGAGACAGGUCCUGGUCCACAUGUGCGAUGGCCGAGUCCGACCCUGCGUACGCCACUAUCGACAGCCACUGGAAACGGGAGCAGGCGGGAACCAAUAACAGCCCAGCUGGAGGUUCUGCCACUCUGAAGAGGAAGAAGCAGCCGCCGCUGCCGCCGCCGCAGCAGCAGCAGGCAGCACCAGCGGCACCUCAGGGUUCAGGACCCCCGGCCCCGCCUGCUAGAGGCCUGCCCGGUGGGGAAAACUUCUAUGAGACCAUCAGCGAUGUGAAACAAGGGGCCAACAGCUCAAGCACCACCACAAUCUUCACCUUCAACGACGGGAUGGAGAUGUACGUCACCGGCCUGUAGCUGGCUGACAGGCAGAAAGGGCCCAGAACCAACUGGUACAGAGUCAUUAAAGGGACCCUCAACAGGUUGCUGUACAUACAUACAAGGCCCUCUAUAGACACACAACAUGAGGAUCCAUUUUGUGGUGACAUCAGGUACAAACAGGGUCUUAAUCCAGGUUCAGACUUCCCUUGAUUGGUCUGUACUUUCAGAACCAGCCUAAGCCUAGUCCAGCCCAAAUAUGGACCAAAUACGUUUUAACAACAAAAAAAGAAAAGAAAACUGGAAUAUACUGUACAUCUUCAACCUACUGUGUCACUGACCAUACUCACUUGUUUGU